CACAUUCUCAUGUUGCCUCCACGCUAACACCGCACAGGAAAUUACCACAGGGCAAAAUAGGAGGAAACUCAUGCUUUUCUAAGCGCGUCUCGCUAGUUUUUUUUUUUUUUUUUUUGUUACAUAGGAGGGGAAGAGAAAGAAAAAAAAAGGAGGGUUGGAGAAGAGAGAGAGAGAGAGAGAGAGAAAAGUGGGUGGGAGGAGAAGGAGGACGGACCUGAGGAUCCAGAAGAAGUUGAUAUCAAUUAAUAAUGUUAAAAAAGAGCUGGUAGACGUGCAGGAAAGCUGGCAUGGGUUUGUGGAGGCUGGCAGUUGGGAGGUCAGACAUGAGAGCAGCAGCCUGCUGACAUGAUCAUUGAGGCAGACUUGGAUGGGAUGGCAGCAGACUUAGGGCAUGCAGGUGGCGGACUAAAGACGAUGCUGGAUGUCAUGGAAGUUCCAAGUCAUGCGAGGGAUCUCCUCCUGCAGCUCAACAGUCAGCGCACCAAAGGCUUCCUGUGCGACGUCAUCAUCGUGGUGCAGAACGCCCUUUUCAGGGCACACAAGAACAUUCUGGCGGCCAGCAGCCUCUACUUGAAGUCUUUGGUGGUCCACGACAAUCUCAUCAACCUCGACCACGAGAUGGUGAGUCCCGGGGUCUUCCGGGUGAUUCUGGACUACAUCUACACAGGACGCCUCACAGAAGGGGACCCCGCCUCUCCCUCUGAGCCCAACCUGGGCGCCGUCUUGGCCGCGGCCAGCUAUCUUCAGCUGCUUGACUUAGUGGCUCUGUGCAAAAAGAAGCUGAAAAGGAACGGCAAGUACCCUCCUCGCACUGGGCCUGCCUUCCUCACCUAUGCAAAAAUGGGGCCUGGUUUGGGUUUAGGCAGUGGAGGUCGGUACAGGGUGUCCACACCUGUCAUCCAGCCAUGCCCUCCUGGGGGGAUUAUGAACAGCCACACACCCCGGCCUCCCCCACUCGAGGAGCUGGUUCCCCAUCGGCUUGCCAUCCAUGCUGGUGAGCUGUACGCUCCCACCUCCACUCAAAGCUCCCACAUGUUCCCGUCCAUGCAGUCGGUUCUGCCGGCCCAGCUUGGCCUACGUUCAGCGCUUCCGGAGAGAAACCGCUCCCCCAACUAUGGCCUUGAUCUCUCCAAGAAGAGUCCUAACUCCCAGUCCCAGCACACUCUCUCCCAGUCGCAUGUGGUCAGCAACCACAAUGACGAGGAGCGAGAUGGGACCCCGAACGGACGCACCAGUCCCACGAACGCAAGAGCCUUCCCCUCGGAAAAAAUGGAGACAACAGAUCAGACUCUAACCCCACCACCAUUCCCCCAUCACAAUCAUCCACUCGGCCCCCAUCUCCCUCACCUCCAUCGUUCGAGAUCACAGGGUACGGAGCGCUACCCGUGCCCCGCGAGCCCGGACACCCCCACUGAAAACGGGGAGUCCGGGAGAGAGGUGGGUAACAUCUAUCGCUGGGUGAAACAUGAGCCUCUGGCAUACACAGGUGAAGACGAGGAGGAAGAAGAGGAGGAGGAGGACGGGGGCGAGAAUGGAGAGCGGCGACACAAUCACAACAAGAUUGGCGAGGAAAGCGAGGGCCCGGACGACAAGAGCGGCUCUGGCACUGAGGAGACGGGCAGCAGCGAAGGUCGCCCAUCCCCUUCAGGUCCAAUGGGGAGGUUCCACGUGCCGUACGAGCCGGAGAGUUUUGGGGACAACCUGUAUGUCUGCAUUCCCUGUGACAAGGGCUUUCCAAGCUCAGAGCAGCUCAACGCGCAUGUGGAAACGCACACAGAGGAGGAGCUGUAUGGCAACUCAGGCGGGGAGCUGGCAAACAGCAACAACAGCAAGAGCAUCAACAACAGCACCAAUGGCUACGGGGGCUUGAGCAGCACCAACAGUCUGAACAGCCUGUCCCACCUGGAGACAAAGUCCAGUCAAGCUUUGGCUUCGGGGGCCAUAGCGGAGAUGAUCCGGCCAUACCGCUGCUCCUCCUGCGAAAAGUCCUACAAAGACCCCGCCACUCUGCGUCAGCACGAGAAAACCCACUGGCUGACCCGGCCGUACCCCUGCAGCAUCUGCGGCAAGAAGUUCACGCAGCGCGGAACCAUGACUCGCCACAUGCGCAGCCACCUGGGCCUCAAGCCUUUCGCCUGCGACUCCUGCGGGAUGCGCUUCACCCGCCAGUACCGCCUCACCGAGCACAUGCGCAUCCACUCCGGGGAGAAGCCUUAUGAGUGCCAAGUGUGCGGAGGGAAGUUUGCCCAGCAGCGCAAUCUGAUCAGUCACAUGAAGAUGCACAGCAGCGGGGGCUCCGUGGGGGGUCUCGCCACCGAAGGAAAACUGAAGCUGGACUUUGCCGAGGGCAUAUACCCACUGAGCAAGUACACGGCGGAGCAUCUGGGGCUGAAACCGGAGAAGGCCAACGAGCUCCUCAUCCAGGCGCAGCAGCAGCUGGUCGCCGACGCCAAGGCCAUGGAGAGCCUCUACCCGCUCUCCAAAUUAGCUUCCGAGCACCUCGGAGGCCUCGUCCACGACAAGAUGGACGGUCUGUGCCAAGUUCUGCCCCCUCCCCAACAAGCUCUCUCUGAGGCCCGCACCAUUGACCGCUACUCGCCCAGCUAAUAGCACACAGCCCCACGCCAAGGCCGAGCCCCGGAUGCCACAUGCAGUAUUCUGACACCGCGCACCUCAACUGAAUCUGCACCCCAGACUGGAGAGACGUCAGUCUGCCGGUGCACGCCAAACUGUGUUGACUGUAAGUGCCUUUCUACGCAUCUAACCUUUUGAAGCCUCCUUCCUCGAGGAGCACCGUGCUAUCUCUCCUGUGACCAAGGGACACUCGCUUGACAGAAGCACAGUAUUUAUGUGUGUGUUUGCAGAUAUUGAGCCAAAGCAACAAAUUGAAAACCAAAAAAAAAAAGAAAGAAAGAAAAAAAAAAGCUUAUUUAUUUUUUUGUAUGAUGAAAUCCAAAGAGAAACCUUUACCCUUAAGCCUGUGUUUAUACAAACAAAUGCACAUAAAGGACAAGAUUCAGGGUUUUUGUCCAGAUCUUGUAGCAAAUAAUAAAGUCAACUAUUCUGGACUUUAAAAGAAUGGGAAGAUCCAUCCAUCCAUCCAUCCAUGCAUCCAUUUUCUUCCGCUUAUCCGAGGAUAAGCCCAGACUUCCCUCUCCCCAGCCACUUGGUCCAGCUCCUCCCGGGGGAUCCCGAGGCGUUCCCAGGCCAGCCGGGAGACAUAGUCUUCCCAACGUGUCCUGGGUCUUCCCCGUGGCCUCCUACCGGUCCGGCAUGCCCUAAACACUUCGGGUGGCAUCCUGACCAGAUGCCCGAACCACCUCAUCUGGCUCCUCUCCAUGUGGAGGCUUUCCUUUGAGUUCCUUCCGGAUGACGGAGCUUCUCACCCUAAUCUCUAAGGUGAAGGAAACUCAUUUCAUCCGCUUGUACCCAUGUGCCCCGUGUGGAAGAGUUCAAGUACCUCGGAGUCUUGUUCACGAGUGAGGGAAGAGUGGAUGGUGAGAUCGGUGCGGCGUCUUCAAUAAUGCGGACGCCGUAUCGAUCCGUCGUGGUGAAGAAGGAGCUGAGCCGGAAGGCAAAGCUCUCAAUUUACCGGUCGAUCUACGUUCCCAUCCUCACCUAUGGUCGUGAGCUUUGGGUUAUGAACCGAAAGGACAAGAUCACGGGUACAAGCGGACGAAAUGAAUGGGACGAUCAUUUUUUCGGGAAGUAUUAUAGACAACUCUCCAGCUCCUUCCUCGCAGGUUGCGAUGCAUUCAAGUCAUUUAUAGUAAGAGCAGCAUGUUUAGAAAAAAAAACGCAUACCGUAUUUUUCGGAGUAUAAGUCGCUCCGGAGUAUAAGUCGCACCUGCCGAAAAUGCAUAAUAAAGAAGGAAAAAAAACAUAUAUAAGUCGCAUUUUUUGGGGGAAAUGUAUUUGAUAAAAGCCAACAGCAAGAAUAGACAUUUGAAAGGCAAUUUAAAAUAAAUGAAGAAUAGUGAACAACAGGCUGAAUAAGUGUACGUUAUAUGAGGCAUAAAUAACCAACUGGUAUGUUAACGUAACAUAUUAUGGUAAGAGUCAUUCAAAUAACUAUAACAUAUAGAACAUGCUAUACAAUCUGUCACUCCUAAUCGCUAAAUCCCAUGAAAUCUUAUACGUCUAGUCCAGGGGUGCUCACACUUUUUCUGCAGGCGAGCUACUUUUCAAUUGAUCAAGUCGUGGGGAUCUACCUCAUUCAUAUAUAUAAUUUAUAUUUACUUAUUUAUGAAAUAUAUGUUUUUGUUAAUAAG
Messenger RNA from Nerophis lumbriciformis (worm pipefish), 4271 nucleotides. It is a transcript of the gene hic1, whose product is annotated as hypermethylated in cancer 1. Gene Ontology annotation, molecular function: DNA-binding transcription factor activity, RNA polymerase II-specific; protein binding. Gene Ontology annotation, cellular component: nucleus. Lineage: Eukaryota; Metazoa; Chordata; Actinopteri; Syngnathiformes; Syngnathidae. Gene Ontology annotation, biological process: regulation of transcription by RNA polymerase II. The record is from RefSeq and is a predicted model, not a curated record.